This is a messenger RNA of Cercocebus atys (sooty mangabey), 4507 nucleotides long. It is a transcript of the gene HLTF, whose product is annotated as helicase-like transcription factor. NCBI's taxonomy places the organism in Eukaryota, Metazoa, Chordata, Mammalia, Primates, Cercopithecidae. The transcript has 26 exons. Bases 226 to 3264 code for a protein of 1012 amino acids. Gene Ontology annotation, molecular function: hydrolase activity, acting on acid anhydrides, in phosphorus-containing anhydrides; ATP binding; zinc ion binding. The record is from RefSeq and is a predicted model, not a curated record.
CCAGUCACAGAGCGACGCUGGUCUCCCAGAUUGUUGCUAGAAGGAGACGGCGUCGACGUCUGACUAGACUCGCAGCGACUUAUCUUUCAGUCGUGCGCUCCUUAUCCGGCGCUCGGAAUUUGUUCCCGGCUUCAGGGCUGCGGGACCUGGAACGAGGCGUAUCGAGGCGGCUCGAGAACGAUCCAGGGGAGCCGAGGCGCUCCUCUUGUCAUCCCACUCAGCGCCAUGUCCUGGAUGUUCAAGAGGGAUCCUGUUUGGAAGUACUUGCAGACUGUGCAGUAUGGAGUUCAUGGAAAUUUUCCACGCCUCUCAUAUCCAACUUUCUUUCCACGUUUUGAGUUCCAAGAUGUUAUCCCUCCAGAUGACUUCCUAACUAGUGAUGAAGAACUAGAUUCCGUUUUAUUUGGAAGUUUGAGAGGUCAUGUGGUUGGACUACGCUAUUACACGGGAGUAGUUAAUAAUAAUGAAAUGGUUGCAUUACAACGAGAUCCUAAUAACCCUUAUGAUAAGAAUGCAAUUAAAGUAAACAAUGUGAAUGGAAAUCAGGUUGGCCAUUUAAAGAAAGAUCUUGCAGGUGCUUUGGCCUAUAUCAUGGACAACAAAUUGGCACAAGUUGAAGGGGUUGUUCCUUUUGGUGCAAACAAUGCUUUUACCAUGCCUCUGCAUAUGACUUUUUGGGGAAAAGAGGAAAAUAGAAAAGCGGUUUCAGAUCAGUUGAAGAAACAUGGAUUUAAAUUGGGUCCUGCACCAAAAACUUUAGGAUUCAAUUUGGAAAGUGGUUGGGGCUCUGGAAGAGCUGGACCAAGCUAUAGUAUGCCAGUGCAUGCUGCAGUACAGAUGACAACCGAACAGCUUAAAACAGAAUUUGACAAAUUGUUUGAAGAUUUGAAAGAAGAUGAUAAAACCCAUGAAAUGGAACCAGCUGAGGCUAUUGAAACACCACUGCUUCCACAUCAAAAACAAGCUCUAGCUUGGAUGGUGUCACGGGAAAACAGCAAAGAACUUCCACCAUUCUGGGAACAGCGAAAUGACUUAUACUAUAACACAAUAACAAAUUUUUCUGAGAAGGACCGACCAGAAAAUGUCCAUGGAGGAAUUUUAGCUGAUGAUAUGGGUUUGGGUAAAACUCUUACAGCCAUUGCAGUAAUCCUCACCAACUUCCAUGAUGGCAGACCUCUUCCUAUUGAAAGAGUUAAAAAGAAUCUACUGAAGAAGGAAUGUAAUGUUAACGAUGACGCUGUGAAACUUGGAGGAAACAGUACCAGUGAAAAGGCAGAUGGACUAAGCAAAGAAGCAUCUAGAUGUAGUGAACAACCCAGUAUUUCAGAUGUCAAGGAGAAGAGUAAGUGUCGCAUGUCAGAAUUGUCUAGCUCCCGCCCCAAAAGAAGAAAAACUGCUGUCCAGUACAUAGAAAGCAGUGAUUCAGAGGAAAUUGAAACAAGUGAAUUGCCACAGAAAAUGAAAGGCAAACUGAAAAAUGUACAGUCCGAAACUAAAGGCAGGGCAAAAGGAUCUUCUAAGGUUAUAGAAGAUGUGGCAUUUGCAUGUGCAUUAACUUCAUCUGUUCCUACAACAAGAAAGAAAAUGUUGAAAAAGGGAGCUUGUGCAGUGGAAGGGUCAAAGAAAACUGAUGUUGAGGAGAGACCAAGAACAACACUGAUCAUCUGUCCGCUUUCUGUGUUAAGCAACUGGAUUGACCAGUUUGGACAACAUAUAAAAUCAGAUGUACACUUGAAUUUUUAUGUUUAUUAUGGUCCUGAUCGUAUUAGAGAACCGGCCUUACUUUCAAAACAGGAUAUUGUUUUGACUACAUAUAAUAUUUUAACUCAUGACUAUGGAACUAAAGGGGAUAGUCCAUUACAUAGCAUAAGGUGGCUAAGAGUGAUCCUGGAUGAAGGACAUGCCAUACGAAAUCCAAAUGCUCAGCAGACAAAAGCUGUACUUGACUUAGAAUCAGAAAGAAGAUGGGUUUUGACAGGGACUCCAAUCCAGAAUUCUUUAAAGGACUUGUGGUCUCUUCUUUCUUUUUUAAAACUUAAACCAUUUAUUGAUAGAGAAUGGUGGCAUAGAACAAUACAGCGUCCUGUCACAAUGGGAGAUGAAGGAGGACUUAGGCGUUUACAGUCCCUAAUUAAAAAUAUUACACUUAGAAGAACAAAGACAAGCAAAAUUAAAGGAAAACCUGUUUUGGAGUUACCAGAACGUAAAGUAUUUAUUCAACACAUUACACUUUCAGAUGAAGAGAGAAAGAUUUAUCAGUCUGUGAAAAAUGAAGGCAGAGCCACUAUUGGAAGGUAUUUUAAUGAAGGGACUGUCUUGGCACAUUAUGCAGAUGUCCUGGGUCUUUUGCUUAGAUUGCGGCAAAUUUGUUGCCAUACUUACCUUCUUACAAAUGCAGUGUCUUCCAGUGGCCCCUCAGCCUUUUCUCUAGGAAAUGAUACACCUGAAGAACUGAGAAAGAAGUUAAUAAGGAAGAUGAAGUUAAUUCUGAGCUCAGGUUCAGAUGAAGAAUGUGCAAUUUGCCUGGAUUCUUUAACAGUUCCUGUGAUAACACAUUGUGCACAUGUAUUUUGUAAACCCUGUAUUUGCCAAGUCAUUCAGAAUGAGCAGCCACAUGCUAAAUGCCCUUUAUGCAGAAAUGAUAUACAUGAAGAUAAUUUAUUAGAAUGUCCUCCAGAAGAAUUAGCAUGUGACAGUGAGAAAAAGUCUGAUAUGGAAUGGACAUCCAGUUCAAAGAUUAAUGCGCUAAUGCAUGCAUUGACUGACUUAAGAAAGAAGAAUCCCAACAUAAAAAGUUUGGUUGUUUCUCAGUUUACAACAUUCCUGUCUUUAAUAGAAAUACCACUUAAAGCCUCUGGAUUUGUGUUUACUCGUUUGGAUGGUUCCAUGGCCCAAAAGAAAAGAGUUGAAUCAAUUCAGUGUUUUCAAAACACUGAAGCAGGAUCUCCAACUAUAAUGCUUCUGUCCUUAAAAGCAGGUGGAGUUGGUUUGAAUCUGUCUGCAGCUUCUCGAGUGUUCUUAAUGGAUCCAGCCUGGAAUCCUGCUGCUGAAGAUCAGUGCUUUGACAGAUGCCAUAGACUUGGCCAGAAGCAAGAAGUUAUCAUCACAAAAUUCAUUGUAAAGGACUCUGUUGAAGAAAAUAUGCUGAAAAUACAAAACAAAAAGAGAGAACUUGCAGCAGGAGCCUUUGGAACUAAAAAACCAAAUGCUGACGAAAUGAAACAAGCCAAAAUUAAUGAAAUCAGAACAUUAAUUGAUUUAUAAUUUGUGGGAUUUUAGUAAGAAGACUACUAUAUGUGAGAGGCGUGAUAUCUGGAUGGAAGUUGGGCUGGAUGAUCUCCAAAGUCGUUUCAACUCUUAAAGACAUCUUAAUCCUGAAUGUAAAAAAUUGUUGUGUUUAGAAUCAGAAUUUAAUUUUGAACUUAAGUAAUUCAUCCUUACAUCUAUCCGUAGAGACUAUCUUUUUUUUUUUUUACUUUUUUGUUAAUAAGCAAACUUAUUUGCUGCAGAAUUCUGGGUUGACUCCUGAGCAUAUUUAAAACAAACAAGCUAGAAAUUUAGCAGUCAGAUUAGGUAGGUAGUUUCAUUUCAAAGGGAAACUUUAAUCCAAAGAAAGAUUAAUUACUCUAACAAGAGAAGCUUCAUGUUUGAUGAUACAGAUGUAAGAAUACCUGAGACUUUACUUGGAGUGUUGGAAGUGAUUUGAUAGAAAGAUGAGAUCAGAGACAAUGUUGUGUUAUAGGGCACACAUUGAAGGUAUAUGCCAAAUCUCUCACCAUCUAAGUCCUUUUCUCCCUGUGCCCUGUUUUCUUGCUCAAAGGGAACAGUGAAUUAGCCAGCUAGAAUCUUCCUGGUCCCUUUUUGAGGCGGUAGCAGGUAAGGGAUGGGCUGAUUUUCAUCAAAACCAAGACCUUUCUACAGGAAUGAUAGUGGAAUAAUAAUUUGGGAUUAGCCCACUGGCAUUAGGAGCAGUAGGGAAGUUACCUGGUAGAUCAAGCAUUACACACAAAAAAAUCAAGUUGAUCAGAGUAUGGGUUCUCCAUAUAGCAAUACUUCAGUGAGAUUAAGUAUAAACAGUUUUUGGCAAAAAACAACACAAUCUACUCUUCCUGCUUACAAAGACAAAGCCUUACAAACUCACUGUGAAGGUAAAGGGAGGACAGCUUACUUCUUUGCCCAGAUAUUUACAAAGUUGUUUUUAAAACACACUCAUAAGUUUGGCAAUUUGUUUAAAAAAUGUCUUGUUUUGUACAGUUCUGUUAGAUGUUAAAUUUUAAAAAGUUUAAUUAAAAAAAUUUAAUUUGUCCUUCCUAAGAAGGAUAAAUAUAUUAAAAAGCCACUGGAACGAAAACUUCCUAUUAUGCUAUGCUGUUUUAUUAUUACAUAGAAAAAUAACUUUAGAAAAAUAUUGAAGACAUUGUAUUACCAGUUGUGAUUCAAACAAUUUUGUGGUUAAAACUGGAUUUUAAAUUUAAAAAUCAAUAAAAAUUUCAAAUGUUUAUUACCA